AUGACAGGUGCACCCGUCUUCCUAGAACCGUUUCAUAUCCUUGGUUCAGGUAGCUUGGGUUUGCUCUGCGCGACAGCACUUCGAUCAGCAUUUCCCUCAUACCCCCUUGCAGCUUUGUUUCGUGAAGGCCACCGACAACACAUUCCCUCAGAUGACAAUGAAAUCACCGUAUGCCUGCGACAAUUCAAACAACGCCCCCGCAUGGCCCAUGUGCCCGUUCAAUUUACAGAUGAACUUGACCGCAAAAAAAUUCGAAACCUUAUCCUGUCCACCAAAGCGUUUCAGGCGGUGGAAGCCACCGAAAGUAUCCUACCUCGACUGGACAAGGAUCAGCUGAGGAUUGUCGUUCUUUGCAAUGCUGGGCUAGACGUUCGAGAGAGGCUUUUGGAUUCCUUGUCGAAAAAUGGAAUUCAGAAUCCUCAUCUUAUAAUGGGUACCACAACAAAUGGAGUCUAUCAAGAACCUCCCGACGAAGACAUGUUCCAUUUGGUGCAAACGGGCAUGGGGCGGACCUUUCUCGGAAGUACGCCUUGUCCAAGUACUGGUGAUGCCGAUAUAGUUCCCACUAUUGCACAAUUAUGGGAUCGAGCCGGUCUGAAUGCUCAGCCGAUCGAGGAGGAUCAAAUGGAAGUCCUCUUGUGGCAAAAGCUGGCAGCAAACUGUGUUUGCAAUCCCUUGACAGCCUUGUACGAUUGCACCAAUGGUUCCAUGCAACAGGAGGUAUCCAAUUUUGGCUCACUGCGAGAGCAAGUAGUGAACGAGGUCUUUCAGGUAGGACAGGCGGUUGAUCCAUCGAUGGAACAAAACUUGAAGUCUCCACAAGUGCUAGAUGACUUUGUUGAAAUCACAAUUCAAGACAACUUGGAGAACACGUCUUCGAUGCAUCGUCAUGUACAAAACCAGCUGAAAACGGAAAUUGAGAAUCUAAACGGAUACGUUGUGCGGAAGGGGCGGGAACUCGGCAUCGAUUGCCCUGCCAACGAAGAGCUGUAUCAUCGAAUAUCAGAGCUUCCAAUAAUGAAUGAUAUCGAUGGGAAGUAG
This is a messenger RNA of Cylindrotheca closterium, 1041 nucleotides long. NCBI's taxonomy places the organism in Eukaryota, Bacillariophyta, Bacillariophyceae, Bacillariales, Bacillariaceae. The record is from the annotation of a GenBank genome assembly.